Molecule: messenger RNA, 813 nt
Organism: Laccaria bicolor S238N-H82
Lineage: Eukaryota; Fungi; Basidiomycota; Agaricomycetes; Agaricales; Hydnangiaceae
Exons: 7
Coding region: 1-813 (270 amino acids)
Source: RefSeq, a predicted model, not a curated record
AUGCGCUUUUUUACGUUCCAGCGCAGAGGCACUCCCACUCGCACAUUCCAAAGAUCAUGGUUAAAGUUGUCAAACGCACAGCGACUGGCCAGAGGGUUGCCAUUGAAAGCUCCUGUGCGCAAAGCUAAAACUGUCAUCAUUCGCCAGAUGCCUUCCGCUGGCCCCCCUGUUACCAAAAUGGGAAUGAUGCAGGUUACCAACGUUGAUACGGGAGAGUCUGUUGGCUAUAUCUCUGCGACUUUCUUGUCGACUGGCCACCUGGGAUUUACGACCGAUGUGGCCAAGGCACUAGAAAUCUCUUUUGUUAUUGAUUCCUUUGCAACCACUGCAACAGGUCUUCGAAUUAUAAUGGAUGAUUCGGACCAGUCAAUUGAUUUUCCAAUCCUUGGCCUCAUUCAAGGACGCGACAAUUCCGACGAUGACAUUGGUUCUUCAAGUUUCAACUAUCUUUAUCUGGGAGGUGUUGCUCUGCCAGGAACUGCUUCUGGCUCCAUUGCCAGCCUUAUGGACAACACUUAUACGAACGCCACUGCUAUCUCGAGAGCUUCGGAAACAGACGUCGUACGUACCAAUUGGUCAAGGGUACUCAACGCAUUGUUGAGAAACUUUCUGCCUCUUUAUCAGUGGUCUAUCGACCUCAACACCGGGCUAAUUACAUCGCAAUGGGUCAACGAGGAUGGUACCAGUGUCACGACCACAGAGCUCUUCUCUCAAGGUACAGCCCUAUAUGCUGGAGGCAAUUCCUCUGCCUUUAAUGAGGUUUAUAGCAGUCCGAUAUUCAAAUAUACCCUCACAUUCGUUCCCUUUGUCUAA